Oryzias latipes (Japanese medaka) is the source of this 10512-nucleotide messenger RNA. It is a transcript of the gene tnrc6c1, whose product is annotated as trinucleotide repeat containing adaptor 6C1. Gene Ontology annotation, cellular component: P-body; nucleoplasm. Gene Ontology annotation, biological process: positive regulation of nuclear-transcribed mRNA poly(A) tail shortening; miRNA-mediated post-transcriptional gene silencing. The record is from RefSeq and is a predicted model, not a curated record. NCBI's taxonomy places the organism in Eukaryota, Metazoa, Chordata, Actinopteri, Beloniformes, Adrianichthyidae. Gene Ontology annotation, molecular function: nucleic acid binding; protein binding.
CCAUGUUUCUCUGUCCUUGACAUGGUUUUCCUUUGUGGGCGGCAGUGCUAAUUGCAGACAGAUAAAUAUUCAGUGGUUGUUUUGAAAGCCGUGUGGUCGGAGCCCCAGUUUUCCCUUUGUUUUCAUUCACCGUGGAUAACAUUAACUCCAGUCUCAGUCAUUUCUCUCACACCCUCCCAAUUCCUCCUCCAAGCGAGCGGUAUUCCACAGCCUUUUUUUUUUUUUUACAGGGAGAGAAUAUCCUCCGUCAAGACAGGAAUAGAGCGCGAUAUAAAUAAAACCGGAGGGAGGUAAUAGAUAGAAUAGAGACACAGCCAAAACAGUGUUGGUAGGUGGGACAGAGUAUGAGGGGUAAGGAAGGAAGAGAGGUGUGUGUGUGUGUGUGUGUGUGCUGGGGGAGGGGUGUGGGGUGCUUCAUGCCGCGCAAGAGCUGUGCAACUUCUUGGCAGCAUAUCAGAAAUGAGUCUGAGAAGUCAAGCAGACAUAUUGAAACAAGGAUGGUCGCUGGGUUGCUCAAAAGCUGGCUCUUUACAGAAUGGUGGGAAGUCACCUCUCCACAGAACUGCCCCCACAAAGUGGCCAGAGAUCCCAGUAUGAUAAUCCCCUCUGGGGACACCUGGCAGCCAACAACAGUACCACAAAUGCUGCAUCUUCCACGAGUCUAAGUGGCUGGGAUCACCAGAUCAUUGAGCAGAAGGACACUGAAUCUUGGCCUUCUGUAGCCCUCAGCCAGAGCAAGGUCGCUUCGGGAGGAUGCCCUUUGGAAACUGACCCUGGUCCCUUGACCAGCAGUAGCAGCCGCACUAGCAGUAGUUGUAGUACAGUGAGUAUGGCCACAGGAGCCAAUAGUCAGACUGGUCACUUCUCCGCCAAUCACCUUAGCAGCAAAGCCACCAGUGGGUCCGCCCCUGCCAAUCAUGCUGGAACUAGUCUCCUAUCUAACCAGUCUGCUACCAAUCGUAAUUGGGGUUCUGGGCCUGGACCCUCCCAUUGCCCCAUUGGAAAUGACCUCAAAGGUGACAGCCCUGUGGGAGGAGGCAGCAGGGGCUGGGGUUCCUCUUCGUCAUCCUCCUGCACCAGUUUUAACUUGAACCUAAACCCUAAUGCCAACCCAUCUGCCUGGCCCUUGUUGGGGCAUGAUGGUGGUGGCACUGGAGGAAGCAGCUUAGGGGGAACUAACACUAUAUCACCUCCUCAACCUACAUCCAACCUCUGUAAUCAACCUGGCCCCCUGUCAGUUCAAACCAACACUUGCUCUGCACCCAACACUACCAGCAAGUCUUGCGGGACUGGCAGUGUGUGGGGUUCUGUAAUGACUUCCGAUGCAUCGGAGCCACAGUCCACCUCAUCAGCAAAUGUGUCUUUCAGUUCAGAACCUCAAAACCUUAAAACUGAUGGACCAAAUCACAACAAUAAGCAAGAACCUCCAAACCCAGUACAAAAUUUGCCAGGCUGGGGUAGCGCACCCAUAGGCAUGGGCUCUAUGGGUCAACCUGGAGGUUUGCAAGUCAAUGGAGAAGAUGGUAACACUGUAUGGGGUAACAGUGGUAACUCAAAGCAAACAUCAUCAAAGGAGGGAUCUGGCUGGGAUUCUUCAUGGGGUCGUGGAGUAAGUGGAACAGGAACUUCUGGAGGCUGGACUGAAAAAUCCGAUGGAGACUGGGGAAAGCAGCACUCUGAAGAGACCCAAAGUGGGUGGGAUGCACCAAGCUCUCCUCCCCAGGAUUCUCAGGCUAGUCCUUGGAGCAGAGCAAUGAGCACAGCUGGGGCCAGUGAAGGUAGCAGUGACAGUAUGGAGGGGCUUCCUCAGCAAAGAGAUUGCACAGCCAGAGAAAAUCCAGUUCCUUUGUUGCCUGCCCAGGACCUGGACCCUAGGGUGCUGUGUAACACUGGUUGGGGACAGACCCCUGUUCGCCAGCACACCACCUGGGACAUGGAUGAUGCCAAACAGAAAAAUGAUCCUGGCACUGAACCAUGGGGCUGUGGCCCAGCCACUCCAACCAAUGCACAGGGACCUUCAAAAGCUAACACAGCCCCUAUUCAGAGGGCUGACCAUGGAAGCGAUGUGCCUGGUUCUCAGGGAGCUUCUGGCUGGGGUGGAAGCAUUGCUGCUACCCCCAAACCCAGCUCUGGUUGGGGAGAGCCACCCAACAACAUAAAGCACCCCAUAGGCCCUGGUGGCUGGGGUAACCCUUCAACAGGAGAACCUAGCACCAGCAUGCCCAGGAACAAUAGUCAGUCUUGGGGAGAUGAGAAGUCUACAGGGUGGGAUGAAUCUCGCAGCAAAUCAACUUCCCAGGGCUGGGGAGAGCAACCCAAAGUUUCCCACACCUGGAGUAACAGUGGAGGGAGCAAUAACAAAGGGGAUUGGGGAGAACAAGAGGAGAGCAAAAAAGGUCCCACUAACCCAGAGUGGGAAAACCAGCGAAGCUGGGGAAUGUCUACUUCAGGAUCUGGGGUUUCUGGAGGAGGAACCAUGGGGGGAACAGGAGGAAGUGGUGGUUGGGGUGACACAGCACCUCAACGUCCUAGUAGUGCACCUCAAGGUUGGGGUAACAAGCCUCAGGAAGGGCCCUCUGGCAAUACUGGAGGGGGAACCAUGGGUUCUUGGAGUAGUUCUUGUACAGUGAAGCAUGGUUCUGGCUGGGGUGCUAAAAAGCCAGAGGCGUCAGCUAAACCUACUGGCUGGGAAGAACCCUCGCCACCUUCAAUCCGGCGCAAGAUGGAGAUAGACGAUGGAACGUCAGCUUGGGGGGACCCAGGUGCCUACAAUAAGACUGUCAACCUUUGGGAUAGGAACAAUCCAGGAAUGUCCCAAGCUAAAGCUACAACAGGAGGCAGCAAUUCCCCAAGUUCCAUCAACAAGUCCCCCCAUACUCACAAUCAUCCUUAUCACGUUCUGCCUGCACCUUUACAGAACCACAGCCAAAACCCUCAAAACUCAGGCCCCACCAAUGGGGCUGUAGAUUCUCCAGUGCAAAACCAAUCUGGACCGUCUCACAGCAGGGGUCCCCUGGUUGCUCAAGGUUGGGGAGAGCUUGCAGGUCCUCACGCAAAGUCAGAGAGCUCUUGGGGGGAGCAUGCACCCUCCCCUGUCAGUGUGGAUAAUGGCACGUCUGCUUGGGGCAGACCUACUGGGAACUCUGGAGGCUGGGGAGAGGGCAACUCGGACAACUUCACCAGGAGCAACCCAACAAUGACAUCUGCAUCUUGCAAACCUGCCCCUAAACCUAUGCAAGAUGGAUGGGGAGGAGGAGGAGGGGAAGAGCUUAGUCUGUCAGGUGGUCAGUGGGAUGCAGAGGAGGGAGACAUGUGGGACAGCACCGCCUCCCAAGAGAGCAAUUCUUCUUGUAACUCUUGGGGCAACGUGUCCAAAAAAGCUCCAUCGAAGCCAAAAGUCCCAGGAAAACAGGAAGAGGCAUGGAUUAUGAACCGACUCAUCAAACAGCUGACAGAUAUGGGCUUUUCUAGGGAUCCAGCAGAGGAGGCUUUGAAGAGCAACAACAUGAACUUGGAUCAGGCCAUGAGCGCCCUGCUGGAGAAGAAGACUGAGCUGGACAAGCGUGGCCUGGGCUUAGGUGGGCCAGACUACAAUAACGGCCUCAUGAGCAAGCCCAUGAGCUGCCCUCGGCCUCCACUUCUUUCUAAAGACCCCUCUGCAGACCCCCGUGUUCCUUUCAUGGAUAAGAUGCAAAGUGGAGUAUUUGGCAGUGGUGGAGCAACACAAGCCCGGGCCAUGCCGCAGCCGCAUCCACCUCCUCAGCCACCAGUGCCGCCUCUCAGCUCCUCUCAGCCUAGUCUCCGUGCUCAAGUGCCUCCGUUUCUCUCCCCUCAGGUUCAAGCACAGCUCUUACAGUUUGCAGCAAAAAACAUAGGUCUGAAUCCUGCACUUUUAACGUCACCUAUAAACCCUCACCACAUGACCCUUCUCAAUCAACUUUACCAGCUGCAACUGGCCUACCAGCGUUUACAAAUUCAACAGCAGAUGUUGCAGGCACAGCGCAAUGUUUCUGGCCCCAUCCGACAACAAGAGCAGCAAGUUGCACGAACAAUCAGUAACAUGCAGCAACAGAUCCAACAGCACCAGCGUCAGCUGGCACAAGCGCUGCUGAUGAAACAACAGCAACAGCAGCCGCCUCCUUCCCAUCCGGGCCUGCACCCCGGAGGAGCCAAAUCCCUCCUGGAUCCGUUUCCUGGUCAUUCCCAGACUCCAGGCCUCCCUGACCUGCAGACCAAAGAGCCACAGUCCUCUCCCAACGCGUACAGCCCCUACGCUCUCUCUGGAUUGAAUCCAAACAUGAAUGUAAAUGUGGACAUGGGAAGUCUGUCUUUAAAGGAACCCCCACAACCACAGUCACGCCUGUCUCAAUGGACGCAUCCCAACUCCAUGGAAAGUCUCUCUGGAAACUCCUCUCCUCUAGAGCCAAACUUGGGAAAACACGGUGCCGGUCUGGGCGCCCCUGGGAAGCCCCCCCAACUGGAUGACUCGUACAGCCCCUACAACCUGAUCCCCAGCUCUGAGUCUCCCACCAGCCCCCUCGUCCCCCCAGACAGCUGGGGACAGGCCAAGAGCAGCAACGACAAGAUGGCCAACGGGACAAAUAUCAAUUGGCCGCCUGAGUUUUGCCCUGGUGUACCCUGGAAGGGCCUCCAGAAUAUCGACCCCGAGACCGACCCGAAUGUGACUCCGGGCAGCGUUCCGAGCGGACCCACCAUAAACACCAACAUCCAGGAUGUGAACCGCUACCUGCUCCGCGACAGAAGUGGAGGCUCCUCCCCUUCCUCAUCUCAGAGCGAGGCUCUGCCUCCGUCCACUGAUUGGCCAGUCAGUGGCUUCACUAGCUCUUUCAGUCUUUCGUCCCCGGAAAUGGACGACACAGGUAAACUCUCAGAGAUGAAAUCUACCUGGUCUCCAGGCCCCAUUUCCCACAGCCAGCCGUCUCUGUCCCACGAGCUGUGGAAGGUCCCCCAAGGCCCCCGAAGCGGCACCGCAGCCCCUUCCCGGCCCCCGCCUGGCCUCACGAACACAAAGCCUUCUUCUACCUGGGGGGGGAACUCUCUGGGUCUGGCUCAAGGCUGGAGCAACUCCUACACUGCAGCAGGCACCACGUGGAGCACGGACAGCUCCACCAGGGCCAGCAGCUGGCUGGUUCUGAGGAACCUCACUCCACAGAUCGAUGGUUCGACCCUGCGGACACUGUGCAUGCAGCACGGGCCCCUCAUCACAUUCCACCUCAACCUCACACAGGGAAACGCUGUGGUCCGCUACAGCUCCAAGGAUGAAUCAGCAAAGGCUCAGAAGUCCUUGCACAUGUGUGUGCUCGGGAACACCACCAUCCUCGCAGAGUUUGCUGGGGAGGAGGAGGUGAACCGCUUCUUUGCACAAGGCCAGUCACUUGGCGGAACGACCAGCUGGCAGGCAUCUCCAGGAACCAAUCAGAGCAGGAUGGGUGGGGCCGGGGCCCACCAUCCCAUUGGUCAGUCCCCCCACUGGAACAGCAACAGCAACGGCUCCAGCAGCAGCAGCAGUAGCAGCAGCCUCGCAGCAGGUGCAACUAAAUCCAGCGGAGAGUUGCUUUGGGGCGGAGUUCAGCAGUAUUCCAGCCUGUGGGGACCCCCCAGCGGAGAGGAAGGCCGAGUCAUGGGGAGCCCCACUCCAAUCAACACACUGCUUCCUGGUGACCUGCUGAGCGGAGAAUCCAUGUAGGAGGAGAAACGCAAACAGGAGCAACAACCUUGUAAAUCAGUUUGGAGAUAAUCAGCGAGUCGACGGAGGAGGAAGGCGCCGCGUCUUCGGCGCCUGACCUCAUCAUCCUCCUCCGCUUCUUUUGUGUUUGACAUUUCAGUUGCAGUCGGAGGUUUUGGGGUUACAGUGUUCAGCUUUCGCUUCUGAAGAAGCAAUAGAAGUCUAAUUCAUCAAAGAGAAUUGUUUUUGGGUUUUUUGAAAGAAAUGAAAACUUGUGAAAAGUACUUUAGUCUAACUGACUCAGUAACAAGCUGCCAUCUUUAAACUGACAUAGUCCCUCACUGCCCUUUGAGGCAAUCAUACUGCACCUCAGAGUUCCAUGAAACAAAAGCAUCAUUCCCAAAGUGAAACUUUCAGAGUGCUUGUUGAAUUCUCCGCUGGUUCAGGCUCGACAUUUGUUUCUCUCAGCACUAAUAUUAGCCUUAAACUAUUUCCUGUCCAGCGAUCCUCACCCGCUCUGUACUCCGUGAAGAGGUAAACAAGACACGUGCACACCUUUAUUUCUGAGCCAGAGACACCUGAGUGGAAAGUGCACGUUCCUGCACCCCCUCCUUACCCACACACACACAGCUUAUGACUACAGAUUGCCCCCCCCCCCCCACCACCACCACCACACACACACACACACACACAGUGCUCAAAGGGAACGAUGCAACCCUGUGCGCCUUGUUCAAGGCAAAGCUGAAGAACAAUUUCCAAGUGUGUCUGUCGAUGUUAUCUGAGGGGGGGGGGUAUGUGGGGGCUAUUGUGGUUACAGACGGUCAACAAAACAACCACUGCUCUCACUACGGAACUGUAAAAACAAACACUACAGUGCACUCUGCUCGUCUGCAGUAUCCCUGCAGUUUGGUUCCCCCCCCCAUAUUCCACAUGCUAGCCCACUGUUUCACGUGACGUGCAAUAUAAACCACAGACCGUACCGUCCACUUACCAGACGACUCAGCAGAUCAAAAGGAGCAACGGAGCUGCAAAACGCCGUCACCUGACCACAACCUGCCGCCACUACCCUUCCUCCCCCUUCAGGAAGGGGGGCACCCUGCUCUUCACCCUCUUUCAACAAACAUACGAAGCACUUCUUCAGCCAGCCUGAGACUGACUCUGGGGGGGAGCGAGGCCCAAGUUUGUGUGUGUGAGAAAAUUGCGUGUGUGUGUGUGUGUGUUUGCUUGGUGCCACGGCGACAAACCAAAAUGAGAAGAGCCUGUGUUUUCUUCAUCCCCCAGAAGACCAGAUCACUUUUUUUUUUUGUAAUGUAAAAAAGAAAAAAAAAAUGGAAGCAAUGAUGUGUGAACAGGUGGUUUGUGAUAGCACUUAAAGAGAGCGCCGCAGCUCGUCGUACCCUCAACGCCAACCAAGAGAAGAAAGAGGAGAAGCACGGACAAACGCAUAAAAGCAAUCUGCUUAGUGACUCCUCUAAAUGCUUAUUUUUAAAACUUAAGGAUGUGAAUUUUUUGUUUUUUAUCCUUCCCUCAAGUCAGUGGGACCAUAGGAUGUCAAAUAUGGUAGCAAAGUGAAGGGAAAUACAAGAAACUAACUCAGCUGAUGAUGGGCGUGGCAGGGAAACCCCGUCCUCGCCCUCUUGUACCAGAGUAAAUAUCACUGUUACAUGGCAGCAUUGGAGUUUUUGGCCUUGGCGUUCCUACUCUACUGGGUCCGGCGGGGAGGGGUCGCCGCCGCCGCCGUCUCGUCUGUCGUCCUUCGUUUCCUCCCGUCUGUGAGACGGCGUGGCCACCGAGUGCCUGCCUGCUGCGGCGUGCUUCGCUGCAGCAGGCCCCCGCCCCUCCCCCCUGCCCGCCGCUGUUUUCCGCCGCGUCCCUGCGGACCCGUCUGGACUGGCAUCCCUCUUCUUCUUCCUCCUCCUGCAGCCCCCCUCCCUCCUCCAAGGCCAAGAGCAGCUCUGCUCCGCACCACUCAUGUGGAAUCUACUGCUAUGCCAGAGUCAGUCCUCAGCAAACCUCCACUUCCACUCCUGCAAAGAUCUCUCCAGGCACUGACGGAGCGUCGCUUUGCUCAUUUGUACUUAUGGAAUUACCAGAGUGCAUUUUUAAGGACUCCGCUGAUGUUGUUGCUGUUUUAAUGUCGUUGAUUGUUUCCGAUGAUUUGAAAAAACUGGUCUUUGCGCAAAGUUCAGCUACUCUUCUGCCCCCUCCACUGCCUCCGAGGCAGAGCCAGAGUGAGGAUGAGCGGUUCAAGGCACGGCGGGACGUGGAGAAAAGUGUCUGUUAACACUGUAGACCACCUCACCUGACGACAGCCUUCCAUUUCUAUGCAAAUAUAAGGAGGAAUCUGUUUGCACCCCCCCCCCCCUCCACCCCUGACAUCUGCCAACCUUCAUUUAUCCCCCGACCUUUACUUCCAGGCAGCUUCUCCUGAGACCUCACCUGGAGGACAUGGAGGGGACACUCGGAGAGCCUCUCAGCUCCCAGCAGGUGGACAAAUCGAUGAUGCAUGAGGCUGGACUUUUUUCUUUUCUUUGUGUCACCUCUAAAGCCGUGUGCCAACUAACAACCACGUUGUCGUUGUGGGUCGUCGUCAACGCAAACAGGGUUCGCUUUCGGAGCUUUCUGCAGAGGCGCAUCCUGCAAACUCCAGAAGUGCAGGAGGCCAGGGGAGCAGAGGGGGCGGGACAGAUGCAUGGUUCUGGCUUUUUAUUGUUUUUUGGAACAGAGAACUGGAAAUGGGUUGCAGGGGGGGGGGUGCACUGUUUGUGCCAGUGCACUGCUCAUGGGUCACAUCAGGUACAUCUCUGAAAAAAAAAGAAAAGAUGGCUGUGGAGGUUUAAAACCCUACAAAAAGAAGAGGAUGUCAGUUUGAACCGCACACUCCCAUAGGCAGAGAGGCAGAAGCAGGGAUGCACCUCCAAUAGGCAGGGGGGGGGGGGGGGGGCAGUUUCCCUCUUGCAGAGUCGCCUUAGACUCACACCAUUCAACACAACAAUCACUUUUGCCUGUGCUGUCUGUGAGAUUGAAAAAAUGCAUUAACUCCACACUGGACUUAAAUCAAAGGAGCUGGUGUUGAAGUGGGGGGGGUCGGGAGUGGGACGGGGCGUGUCUCCAGCACUGAGAACCCCCUCCUCUCACCACCCCCCCCCUUACACUCUUUAUCUACCUGUUUAAGUGUUGGAAAAUCAAAUGCGAUCGCAUUUUUUUGAUUGCUUUUUAUUGUUAUUAUUUUAAGGUGGACUUGAAGGCAAUUGUGGCUGAAAUCGAACCUGUUUCUUAAUCAUGGGUCAGAUAGGGAUGGGGGGGGGGGGUUCCGGGCAGGGACCUGUCAUUCAAAAGCCUGGGUUUAAUAUGCACAUGCUAGCUCAUACUCGCUAUACAAGCUGCAGUACAGACAGGUGACGUAUCUGUGAUUUUCACGAGUCCCUCCAGCCUGCCCUGGUUCUGACCCCGUAGCGUCCUGCUUGGUUUCCGAGUCCACAAGUUCUGUUUGCACCUCAGCGCCUUCAGGGGUCGGCUGCACCAAAGCUUCCCAAUGCUGGGUCACUCUCUAAAUUGGACUUUUUCCCCCAGAUCCUUUGGGAUUCAGCGGCCCACGCAGGCGGACGCGGAAACCACCUUUCCCCCCUCCUCCCCAGUCUCCCAACAAAAAAGUUUCCAAAAGGCGAGAUCAUAAACAUAUCAGAGUAAUACGAAAUAACCACGAAAAUACUUGAAUUAAAAAAAAAAAAGCGCCAAUAAUGUAAUGUGAACACUUUUUGUAGAUUUUUGUUUUGUUUAAACUUCAGAGAUUUUUUGAUAAGCAUCAGCUCAGAGUGAAUCGAAUCUAAAAAGACAAAGCAAAACUGACAUCGGUCGUUUUUGAGUGUUUGCACAAGGCUGCUUGUACUGUAUGAAUGAAUGUUUGGCGUGUGAAGUGAAUUACAGCGGGACAAGUCCCGCCUCCGCUCUCUUUUCAGUUCACUAUACUUUUCUUGUUUUUUUUUUUUUUUGUUUUUUGGCUGGUCAGAUUUCUAUUCAGAUGUUGUAACUAGCCUCUAGUGUUGCACUGAGUGUCUCCCUCCCUCCUCAUCCAGCUAUACGAACAACCUAAUACAAGUACUGAGGGGAGACGGGACAGUUCACGUGUAAAUGUUUACUCAAGGACUAAAAUAAUUGUGUUUUUUAAAAUGUAAAAGGUUUAUCUACCUUAGUGGCUUUCAUUGUGGAAUAAUCCAAGGAAGUAUGGAUCAUAACUGAGUAUUGCACCAUUUUUUUAAAGCUAUAAACCUUAAAAAAAAUGUUAAAAUGCUUAAAAAUGAAUCAAUAAACGAAGUAUUUUGCAGAGCUGUGGCCAUAGAUUGAGGUAGAAGGACUUCAGCUCUCCCAAAUCUGAGCAUGAGGAGAGCGAAGGAGGAGAUGGGCCUGGGCUUCAAGGCUCACCUCAGAGGUGCCUACUUUGAUUUUUUUGUUGUUUUAGCUUUUAUUCUACAUUCAUUUCACUCAUAGUUUUUUUUUUUCUGCAAGACCACUGACAGUUUACAAUUUUUCUGGAGUUCAGAAAAAUAAAAAAAGGAGAUAUUGAAUCAUGGGAAUGUGGAUAGAAAAUACUAAUAAAAUAAAAAAAAAAUAAAAGAACAAAUGCUUCCAGUUUAAAAAUAAGUGCAACACAACUUCUUCACAGAAUGAUUUUCCUUGUGCUACUUUCAGAACUCUGGGAUUGAACAGUUUUGUCUUGUUUACCCUUCUUUGUUUUGUGUUGGUCAACUAUAUGAAGCCUGUUUGUGUCAAUAAUAUAUAUUUUUUUCUUUUUUCCUUUGUAGAAAAUGAAAAGACAAAAAAAAAAA